GCCAGUUGCACGGCCGCCAUGCUGCCACAAAGAAAGCUUGUGGCCAGCGUCACGAUUUCCAAGUCCAUGUCGGUUCAGUCACUGCUUUCUGAGCUCUAAUGUUGUUUAAAGCGCAAGUCUGAAGGCUGAAGGCUGAGCUGAGAUGCCCAAUUGUAGCUGGUUGCGUUGGAGCAAACCUGCCUUGAGAAAUCCAAGCCCCAGCCUAAUAGUUAGAACCAGCGUGUGUACAUCUUUCGAUGUGGCAAGUUCAGGCACGUGACGAGGCUUUACUCAAACCGAGAGGGCAUUGGAAUUACUGACGGUUAUGUGUGGAGCAGUAAUCUACGGAACAUGCCCCAAGGAUCACAUGAGCCUGGUGAGGGAAUCAUGCAGCAACCGCACCAUGUUUUCGGUCUGUGCUCAGGUGCAGAGAGAUUUAUUAAGCUUCAACGAACACCAGCGCAUCUUUAUUUGUUUAGUUUUAGAGACGAGGUACAAUUUAUGCUUCAUCAGAAGGCGUACGUUUGUUUGCUCAUCUCUGGAUGGAUGCCAACGUCCUUGCAAAGUGCCGAGGACCGAUCUGGCUGGUUCUAUCUGUAACAAGUCUGAGCAAUCUUUCAAAGAUGGGAAUCCGAGUCGCUAUAUGAACCGAUAAAUCAUCCAUCACUGCUUACUGCCCCUCAGACUCAGUCUGUACAUAAAACCGGAAGCUAGCUCGGUUGGAGCAAGUUUACAACUAGUACAUACACCACUUCAGUAUCAAGAUCAAACGAAAACAGGCUCAUCAGCUAGAAUCGGGUGAAAUUCAUUCAAAUCUACAGCCUAGGCCCUGGCAUUUUCGUGUUUUUAACCUCUCCUAGUACAACAGCAGGUUUCAGGUUCAGAGCUUACAGGUGAACAUCGGAGCUUCCGACAUUUGUAUGCGUUUGGGGUGUUUACAUCGUGAUCAGGAGACAUUCAUGCAGUCCGGCGUCUUUUCCUACAGGACCUAUACAAUGUCAAUCCAAAGUGCGGUUCACGUGGAGAUGAAUGAGAGCCAAGCGAUAGCUAUCUCAUGCUUUCAUGAAAAGAAGUUGCAGAUCCACGCUGUUCUCGAUUAGUACUUUGGAUAUUUUGAAAUAAAACGCUUCUCUUGUGAUGAUCGAUUAUGCAUCUAAAUUUUAG
Molecule: messenger RNA, 1143 nt
Organism: Marchantia polymorpha subsp. ruderalis
Lineage: Eukaryota; Viridiplantae; Streptophyta; Marchantiopsida; Marchantiales; Marchantiaceae
Source: the annotation of a GenBank genome assembly